Molecule: messenger RNA, 2773 nt
Organism: Haliotis rufescens (red abalone)
Lineage: Eukaryota; Metazoa; Mollusca; Gastropoda; Lepetellida; Haliotidae
Product: E3 ubiquitin-protein ligase TRIM56-like
Exons: 4
Coding region: 432-1757 (441 amino acids)
Molecular function (GO): zinc ion binding
Source: RefSeq, a predicted model, not a curated record
ACUUGCCCCGUGAAGACACGAGUGGGCCACGAACGCUGCCAUUCUUAUUCGUCACCACUCGCAUCUUUCCGUAACUUACGAAAAGGCUUGUCCCGGAAUGGCUCGAGUUGUUCACGAAUGGAAUGCGCAUGUCGCAAAUAAAAGAGUUUUCUCGAAGACACAAGUGAUCACGAACGGUAUUGAAUUCAACCAGUCAGGAUACAACGCUUACAGGCAGUGAAGUAAAAACUUGCGAUGUAUUCAAAUUGUGUGGUCAGGUGCCUGCAUCCAAGAUUGAGAUUACGCAAGACGCCACUCUUUUCCUGAGUCUGAUGAUAUGUCGUUUGGAAAGAGAAAGAAAACGUUUUAGUAAAGUAAUUCGUCAUGAGCAAGAAGCACCCGUAAAAUAUACACUACUGAGAUUUUGAAGGUCAAAACAUCAACGUGUGUGUAUGGACUUAGACAAGGUUGAGCGUCUACGGGACCGGCUACUGAUGUGCCCGAUCUGUAUGGAUGAGUACAAAGAUCCGAGACUUCUUCCCUGCCACCACACAGUCUGCCUGGACUGCAUCCACAACAUCCUCCAGGCCAGCUCCAUCACUGGACGCAUGUUCAGGUGCCCACAGUGCAGGAGAGAUGUGUGUGUUCCCCGCGGAGGCAUCCACGAGUUCCCCCUCAACUUCUACAUCAUCAGUCUGCAGGAUGAGCUCGGCACGAAGACGUACCACGACACGUGUGACAUGUGCAAGAGGGACUGGCUCAUUUCCCAAUUCAGGUGUGUGGACUGUGACAUGGUGAUAUGCAAGUUCUGCAUCCACGAACAUAGACUCUUCCAGCACGAUGCUUCCCGACAGUACAACAUCAUGAGAAUUGAGAUAACCCCAGCCGAUGUCCACCUGUCCUCGACAAGAUCCUGCCCCAAACACUUGGAAGAAAUUUUGCAAUUGUAUUGCUGUACUUGCGACAAACCGGUGUGUAUUACAUGUAUUUGUGAGGAUCAUAAACGACACGAGACUGUUCCCAUGGCAACAAAGCUGUCAGCAUCCAGAUUAGCUCUUCAGGAAGAGUUGGACCGGCUAGCUUCGGAGAAGAGACACAUUCAACAGACGCUGGGUCAGGUCCAAGCGACGUCGGACUCGGUGUCAAAGUGGGCAGAUGGCGCCAGGAAGGAGGUUCAGGAUCGGGGCAAGGAUCUGCAUGGCAGGAUAGACAAGAUGGUCAUGGAGCACAUCAGUGUUGUCGGAGAAGGAGAGAGGAGGACGCUUCACGAACUCGGCACAUACAGCAAGGACCUGAGGAAGUAUUCGGAGGAGGCGGACAAGGGCCUGCGGUUCCUGCAAGACCUGCAGGAGGGGGACAUGUGUCUGGAACUCUUGGACUGCUAUGAUAAAUACAGGAAUUCUUUGGAAGAACAGAAGAUCAAAUCGUCCAACAAAGCCGUUGAGCUGAAGAAAUUCACCUUGUCAGAGGGCUGGGACUUGCAGUUUCAACAGUAUUAUGCCGGCAGUGUUGGCAAGCUGGCUUGUUAUUCUUCCCGCCAAAAGUUCCUGACAAAAAAGGGUUUGCUUGACAACUACUCAGUGAAGGAGUUUCUGUUCCGUCUGCUCACACCGGGGAAAAUUGCUUUGUUGCUUGUUGUGAUUUCAAUGUUGUUUACGAUUGGUCAGCUUAUUCAUGCCUACAUUUCUGAUCCGAACAAUGCUCAAGAAGUAGGCGUGGGUCUCUUCUUUUGUGUUUAUUUAUUUCUAGCAUCGUAUUUUGCGUAUAGGAAAUCAUAACAAUCGUGACAAUCCCAGUGCCAAAAUGCAUUGUCUUUUCAGAGACAGAUUUGUCCUGGAUAGAUGAUGAUGAUGAUUAUGAUGAUGAUGAUGAUGAUGCCAAAAUGCAUUGUUUUGUCAGUGACAGAUUUGUCCUGGAUAGAUGAUGAUGAUGAUGAUGAUAAGACUGGGGUUUAAUGGGUACAAUGUGUGAAGCCCUUGCUGGGUGUCUCGCCGCUGUGAUAUAGAUAUAGAUAUACAACACAUAAUUCUUGCAAACUUCCUGCAGAUUUUUGAAAUUUGUAUGUUAGUGCUGCAAACUACAGACUGGAUCUGAUACUUUUUAUUGUAAUUAUAAUAAAAAUCUGACACUGCAAUGAGACAAUUAGGCCGACUUUAGUUUUGAUUUUUUUAAUGCAUUCCGAACACAUUAAUGAAAAUAAUUAAAAAGUUCGACAAAAUUAACAAACUAGUCUAACUGUGGUCAUGGUACAGUUUCUUCACAUGAAUGGAAUCUGUCUUGCUUCGCAGUUAUGAUUGACAUGAUAGCAUGGUCACUAAUACACAGUUCUGGAUGGUGCGGAAUGGGUGACACAAGGUCCUGACUGGAUGAGGCAUGAUGGGAACUGAUCUGGCCCACUGAGUUGCGUCGACAGAUGUGUGUUGAAAUAAUUGACAAGAUUUAUUUCAUUAAAGACACUUAUAAUUUGUACUUACAACUGUAAUAGAUAUAGAUGGCUAAAAUGUAUGAAAAAGGCAUGAAAAAAAGCAGAUUUUUUUGUCCGUGAUCCAAAACGAAAUUUUCCAAAAUGACUGUACUGUUCUUAUGUACACAUAUUUAGGCCACUCUAUUCUUUGCUUGCUUUACAGAUUUUUUACAGGAAAAUACUUGUGGGUAUGUGGGGAAAAAAGGCAAUUCAGUUUUUGUUUGUUUAGUUUUCUGCUGCAUUUCUGUAGUGAGUGAGUGAGUUGGGUUUAACGCUGCUGUUAACAGUAUUCCAGUUAUAUCACGGCGUGUCAGCUUAAUGUGGGAGGAA